AUGUCGUUUUACUCUACCUUUUUCCUCGUUCUCGUCGGUUGUUCUUCGUUGGCACUGUGCCAGACUGAAGUUAAAAAGGGCGGACAUCCCGGCCAUUUCAUCAUGGGGCCCACUUAUUUGGCUAACCUGACAAAGGAGGAAAAGGAUGUGUACUUCGGGAUCUAUCGUGACAAGAAUCUGACCAUCAAGCAGCAGGAGGAGAAGAGACUCGCAUUCGCUCACGAUCACGGCUUCGAGGUGAAAGGACGGAGAGUCGAAUGGGAUAGAAAUUGGAUAAAUUGAUUACAGUCAGUGCUGAAGGAAGAGCUGAAGAGGAAAGAGGAUAGUCAGGCAGUGAUCAUUAAGGAACGUCCGGCAGUCCUCAAGUACAUCCAAGAAGCGAACGAGGCCCUUGCCAAGGUGUACCAAAACAAGGACCAGACGGUAGGUCAGCAGCAGAAGGCCGUCGAAGCUCUGAAAGAGAAGUAUCCUCAUGUGAGUGUGCAGUCAGAUAUGGCAGAUUGGAAAGAGAUUGUUCCAGGCGGUGCCGGCUCUCUUCUAUCUCUCUCGACUCAUCACCGGAAAGGGAAUUCAUCAGCCACAAGAGGCAAGCAAUAGUAAAUAA
This is a messenger RNA of Caenorhabditis sp. 36 PRJEB53466, 604 nucleotides long. The record is from the annotation of a GenBank genome assembly. Lineage: Eukaryota; Metazoa; Nematoda; Chromadorea; Rhabditida; Rhabditidae.